CACACCAGCAACACACAAAACGAACUUAGUGAAGUCCCGAAGGACCUCACUCACUCGCUGGACCGAUGGAUUUUAAAGUGUUUGGGGACGAAUCCACCGAGGGAGACGCUGUGGAUCUGGACAGCGUAAAGGCACUAACAGAGAAGCUGAAGUUACAGACGCGCAGACCAUCCUAUCUGGAGUGGCAGGAGCGGGUACAGAGUGGACCGUGGAAGGAAGGCUGCUCUGAAACAGGCAGUCCGGGCUCUGGAGAACCAGUCGUUUCCAUGCCUGCAAUUAUGAGAAAUGAGAACUCCGAACUGGUUGUGCGCAAUAUCUGUGGUUUUGAUACUAUUGAUGAUGCUUUGGAGUUUCUGCGAAAAGAGCUGAGGGAAAUGCAGGUUCAGGACAACCGCCUGGCCCGCCAGCUGAUCCGCCUGCGUGGAGAGAUCCACCGGCUCAAAGUGGAGCAGGUGUGUGACCGUCACAAGGAGAUGCUGGACGAUGCAACAUUUGAGCUGGAGGAGUGUGGCGAGGAUUCUGAUUUCCUGUGUGACAUCCCCAUGAAGGCUGCCUUCACUCUGUCCACCCCUCUAAAACACCUGGGCCUCACCAAGAUGAACCUCAACUCCAGACGGUUCUCACUGUGUUAAAAUCACAACUCUUCAUUAAUGCUACUGAGAGCGCUCCUGUUGCCUCUCUUGUGCUUGUGUAGGCUAUUAUUAGGAUUAUUUCCUCAUCUGAACAUGUACUGGGGACAGAAUGAUGAGUGACUACCAGCUACCUGUGCCAUGAAAAUGACUCCUUUGAUGUGCACCUCUCCUUGACAUGCAUGAGGAAGCUCUCAGUUGACGCCCUUAAUACUAACACACUGGACUGAGCCUGGGCUGCUCUACCAUUCACUUUUCUUUGCACAGUGCAUUGUGAACCAUGGUAGAUAAAUGAAGGCUGAAAUGUAAAAUGAAUGUGGGAUGGGUAUUGUGUUAAAUAUCAUGAUUGUUUAGUGUUGUAAAAGCAAACUUUCACAUUUUUCCAAAGAAGUGCAAGACAAUAAGAGGAACAGUAGGACUGUGUGGUUGGAAGCUUGUCACUGAAAUACUCACUUCAGGACAAUCAUUGGAAGCUUUGUACAGCCAGACGAUAUUCAGACAGGUAGACAGGUAGACAAGUCACUUUACUUGAGAUUACUGGUGACAUAUUUUCUGCAUUUGAUUGAAAUAAGAAGGUAAGGCAAGGCAGGUUUUUUCCUGUAUAGCACACCUUCAUACACAAAGGCAAGUCAAACAGCUUAAUGCAAUGUACACAGAUAGAUAAAACAUUUAAAUGCAUAUAUAGAUAAAAACACAAUGCUAAUUAGAUUAAAACAAUACAUGCAAAUUAAAAGCAACAAUUCCAGUUAGCAAUAAAGACUGUGUCUGGUCUAGUCUGGUCAGAUCGGAUAAAGAAAACAUUCACACCUAAGACAAAAUAGAGUCCUUAAAUAAACUCCUACUGUACAGUAUAUACACAUAGGCAUUCAUCAGGGUUCUGUCCCUGCCAGUGUCCUCACAGGAAACAGGCUGCCAUUGUCUGGCAUUUUUUACACUUCUUCUUUGCAAACCAAAAAUAUCUAUAUGUGCCCCGGUGCACUGACAGGACUCACAACACGGUGACUGAUGCAUUUUGUUUUCCAUGACCAUGUCCAGAUGCCACAGUGCACAGCCUUUAAGCUAUAUAUGGCUUAUACUGAUCGAGUGUAUUGAGCUGCUCAGUGGGCAGUUUAAGUUAAACGGUUUAUUAGUAUGAACAGAAAGCAAGAGGACUCAUAUUUUUCUCAUAUUUUAAGUGUCAUGUUUUUGUGUUGUAGUUGCUAAAUAUUAAAACAUCUUAUUGCCAUUGUUUAUCAUUCCAUGCAGACUGCAGAAUGAGCAUUUACAUGCAAG
Monopterus albus (swamp eel) is the source of this 1901-nucleotide messenger RNA. RefSeq names its product family with sequence similarity 167 member B (gene fam167b). The coding region runs from base 66 to 632 and encodes 188 amino acids. NCBI's taxonomy places the organism in Eukaryota, Metazoa, Chordata, Actinopteri, Synbranchiformes, Synbranchidae. The record is from RefSeq and is a predicted model, not a curated record. The transcript has 2 exons.